This is a messenger RNA of Andrographis paniculata, 1662 nucleotides long. Its product is annotated as squalene synthase 8-like. Gene Ontology annotation, molecular function: squalene synthase [NAD(P)H] activity. Gene Ontology annotation, cellular component: endoplasmic reticulum membrane. Bases 163 to 1446 code for a protein of 427 amino acids. Gene Ontology annotation, biological process: lipid biosynthetic process; farnesyl diphosphate metabolic process. The transcript has 13 exons. Lineage: Eukaryota; Viridiplantae; Streptophyta; Magnoliopsida; Lamiales; Acanthaceae. The record is from RefSeq and is a predicted model, not a curated record.
UGCGCGCUUCCAACUCCUUCACUCAAACUCAAUGUACGUAUGUAUAUAUACAGUCGGCGAUGUAUAAUUUCACCCUCACAAUCAAUCUGCGGGAUCAAACUGUUACGGAGAGAGUGGGGCUGCUCAUAUUUGCGGAAUUGGAGCUGAUCGGAGAGCGUGAAAAUGUUUGCAGCAGCGUCAACUACAUCCGCUGUCCAAUUCCAAUUCCAAUUCCGAGAAGGAGGAGGGCGACAACAUAGCACCACCGUCCGUAGAAAAAAACAUAAUCAUUCACUGGUGUCGAGCAGUUUGAAACUACCGGACAGUUUGCCUUCUAUUUUGAGGCAUCCGGAUGAGCUUUAUCCAAUGUUGAGGUUAAAGCUGGCGUUGAAGGUUUCAGAGAAGCAGAUUCCUGCAGAGCUGCCGCACUGGCGAUUCUGUUACUCUGAGUUGAAUAAAAUUGAUGGCUCACUCUUCGCAAUUCAGCAGUUUGAUAAGGAUAUUCGUGACCCUUUGUGCGUUUAUGCUAUGGUUCUUCGAGCACUAGACACCAUUGAGGAUGAUUCAACUAUACCAGCAGAGGAUAAAGUGCCCCUUCUACAAACUUUCCAUCACCACAUACGCAAUGGAAAUUUGCAUUUCUUGAAUGGCACAAAAGACUACCAAGUUCUACUGGAGAAGUUCCAUAACGUCACCACUGCUUUCCUGGAGCUCGAUUGCAGAUUUCAGGAGGUAAUUGAAGACAUGGUCAUGAGAAUUGGUGUAGGAAUGGCAAAAUUUGUUGGCAAAGAGGUCAACACGAUAGAUGAUUACGACGAAUAUUGUCACUAUAUUACUGGACUUUCUAUGGUAGGAAUGUUGAAGAUAUAUAGUGUCAAUAGUGGAAAAGAUCUGGCUCCAGACAAACUCUUGUACUCAAUGUGCUUAUUUUUUCAGAAAGCAGAUUUCAUCAAAGAUUUUCUGGACGAUAUAAAUGAGAUGCCAAAGCCUCGUAUAUUCUGGCCCCGUCAAAUUUGGGGUAAAUACGUCGACAAACUGGAGGACUUGAAAGACGAAGAUAAUUCGGCUAAGGCACUGCUUUGCCUCAAUGAAAUGGUCACAAAUGCUUUAACACACGUGGAGGAUAGCUUAAAGGGUUUGUCUACUUUGCCAGAUCCAACUAUCUUCCGCGCUAUCGCCAUUAUUUUGGUGAUCGACUUUGGGACAUUAGUUGCUUGCUACAAUAACAUUCAAGUAUUUCAAAGUGGUGUGAGACUAAGACCAGGUCUUGCGGCCAAAAUCUUCUACAAAAUAAGAACAAUGUUUGAUGUUUGCGAGGCUAUACACGAUUUCUCUUUUACACUAGAAUCAAAGAUCCGCGACAACAAUCCUAAUGAUAAAGUGACAAGGAACCUCAUAGACACUAUCAAGAAAUUCUGCAACAAAAAUUCCGGAACUUCAAACCAAAGGAAAUCUUACAUUAUUUAAAGCAACCUCGGUUUUAGAUGUGUGCUUUUCCAUCGAAGAUUCAGUUCAUCUAGAAGAAUGUAUUAAAGCACAAUAUAUGCUUUCGUAAAGGUUCCCAUCCUCUUCAUUAUAUUGAUUAGAUUCCGAGUGAUUGAAGUAUUGGUUGUAUCGUAUUUAAAAUCAAUUAAUGUUGUUCUUUAGAAGAAAUUGGAGGAAAAAAUCGAUCUAUUAAAUUCG